AUGGCGAACUUCUUAGGACUCCCUCAAGAUGUGCUUCUCAAAGUUUUGUGUUAUCUGGGUGUAGAUGACAUUUUGCGUAUGGAGAGGACAUGCAAAUACAUGCGCGAAACCACGGCGAUGCAUUGUGUCUGGCUCACUAAAUCAAAUUGCCUUGAAUCUGCUUCUGCACCAGACCUGCCCAGGUACCUUUAUCCAGACGUUAUACCUUGCGAUCAGCUGCGCACAAUUGCCAUAAAGGCGGAACGCGCUUACUGGGAAUUGACCCGAUGUCCAUCCCCGGUGAUUGCAUACAAAUCUAUUUGGUCGGUCAGCCGAUCCUACCUGAGCAUGUUCGAAAGGGAAUCGAUAUACAAAAUCCGCUCCGUCAAGGCUGCCCCAGGAGGCCGGUAUCUUCUUGUGCUCUACGCUGGAUGCAUAUUUGAGGAACUGCAGCUACUUGACCUUGAAUACGAGGGCAAUUGUGUUUGGUCAUUCAAGUCUAUGACUGAAGCCAAAAAGCUCAGAAGCGAAGUAAACGUCGCAUGCUGCAAGCUCGAAGUCUUUUAUGAUUUUGAUGUUCAGCGAGAUGGCACCAUAGCUGUGGUUUUUGGUCUGGACAUGUUUGUAACGGAUAAUCAGAUGGUGUCCGAGUGGCGCAGUGUCCUGGAAUGUGUUCGGCUUACCAAAACCGACGUGCUUAGUAGUGCACUGGAAGAGACAUGCAUGGUGUCACUUGCAGAACCAGCAACGUUCGAGGGUUUGCGCAAUGUCGCUAACAGAAGCUAUAUCUCUAGCAGCACCGUCUUCUGUGGUGACUAUCGAUCCCAGUGCACUAUAAUGCAGCUUCAUGAACCUGGAAUCUUCGAACGGCCACGGAACGAGCAAUUUGCAAUUUUCAAGCCUAGAAUUGCCGUGCUCUCCAUUAUCACCAAGGCGAGAUAUUCCCGAGCCCGAGGAGUUCCGUUCACAGCAUUGAGAGCUAUCUUCGACCCCAGCCAGCCCAGAUCCUCCAGAUGGCGUUUGAUUAGCGAAAACCGGUCCGUGCCGUGCCCCACUAAAGCUGGGUUUCCAUGGUCUCGUAUCCAGGUGGCAUCGAACUCAUCUCGGUCAGGGCGACUCUUGGUCAAGGCGGGAAACACCGGCAAGAUACGAUAUGGCUUGAUUGCUAUUGACAAGCAAGGGAAUCUUGUGUUUGCGGAGCUGUCAAACGCAAUGAACCUUGCCACGGGCUCCGAGUUUUUUCACAACAAUUGCGUUUAUCCUUAUAGAAGGGAUAUGUUGUUGGACUAUAUGGAGCCUUACAGUGGAAUGCUGGUGGCAUUGACUAACAGAGGAUCAGAGAGUGAGACGAUCGAGCUUUUCUAUCCUGAGACAUUCAUAGCAGGUCAAUGUGUUGGUUGA
Messenger RNA from Fomitiporia mediterranea MF3/22, 1380 nucleotides. RefSeq lists its product as uncharacterized. Lineage: Eukaryota; Fungi; Basidiomycota; Agaricomycetes; Hymenochaetales; Hymenochaetaceae. Gene Ontology annotation, molecular function: protein binding. The transcript is spliced from 5 exons. The coding region runs from base 1 to 1380 and encodes 459 amino acids. The record is from RefSeq and is a predicted model, not a curated record.